Molecule: messenger RNA, 5412 nt
Organism: Aplysia californica (California sea hare)
Lineage: Eukaryota; Metazoa; Mollusca; Gastropoda; Aplysiida; Aplysiidae
Source: RefSeq, a predicted model, not a curated record
UAUGUGCAUUGAAGCCUUCCCGCCAACGACAACCGGCACAGCAACUCGUGUGCGUGGAGAGGGGCUGGAGUACACGGCCAGGCCUGUACACGGCUUCAUGAUUUGACGGAUCCGCGCGACGAAGCAGCCAACCGGCCUCCCCGCGUGGGGCACGCGGUCGACGUCACAGGCCCCCGAACCGCCCGCUACUUAAAAAUUGAGCCAGGACGGACGCCGGUAAACCCAGUGUGUGUUGUUGUCAAAGCCGGGAUACGAGAUUUUUCAAAAUGGAAAAGCUAUUUCUGUCGUUGUGUUUGGCUAUAUUAUCCCUUCAAGUGUCUGCUCAGGAUGAUGGUGCUGCAGAAGUGCAUUUCCUGGACAAUUCAGCCAGGCAUCUUCAGGUCGGUGCUCAGAACGUAGAGUUCACCUGUCACCUCAACCAGCCCGUCACCUACGUUCUCUCGGACACCGUGGACACAGUCCUCUCCAAAGAGUGGAAUGGAAACACUUCGGAAGUGCAUCUCUUCAGCAACAUCAAGCCAGAUGAGGCGAACCCAAACUUUUACAAAAUGACCUACGUUACUGUUGAAGAGGGCAAAGCCAUUAAUUUUGUAUUGACCAUUCUGGAAGUGCGCCACGAGGAUGAUGGGAAAUUAGUGUGCAAGACUGGAACGGAUCCAGUGUCCAAAGAUUCAGUGGAUAUUAUUGUUUACAGGGGCUUGGAGAAAGUUCAUCUACAGUUCGGAAGUUUCCCUGCCAUCAUGGCUGACGCCUCUGAUGAGACUGGGGAAAGGGAUUUUGGACAGGCGAUGGAUGCUGGAGUCUACCCUGUAAUAUGUGUUGCUGAGGGCAGCAACCCCGGAGCAGUAGAUGUCAAACUAUACCUCAAAGGGGAAGAGGUUCCUGCUGAUGCUGAAGUAGUGGUGGAGCCUAUGUCUGGGAAUGUCAGGAAAUUCAAAUCCACCAUUGAAACAACAAUGACAAUUGACUCGAGCCACACUGGCCAUAAUGUGGAGUGCAUUGCCCGGGCUCCUGGACCCAACGGCAACAGUAUCAUAGUGAAGGCCCCUAUCGCAGUCAAUGUUUAUGACCCCGUGAUCACCUGCGAUGACGGAGAGGCCUACCCUGGCAAGCGCUACGUGACCAUCUCAUGCUCAGUGGACCACACUGACAUUGACGUUGAUGGGUACUACUACAGGAUUGGGGAUACCGGUGUGCUCAUCCACGAAGGCGAUGAUAAGGAGGUUGAGGGAAAAGUCAUGAUGGUGAAAAAAGAGACUGAAAGUCCGACUAAAUCUAAGGUGGUGCUUGAGCUCUAUGAGGCAGCAGAUUGGCACUUUUCCACUGAUUUUGUCCUGGUUGUGGAAAGUGGAGGUGGCCAUUUAACAGAAGAAAAAGUCAACUUGAAGAAAAUAGAAGGCAAAGAAACAGAUAAUGGUUCUUCUUCACCUGGUGAUAAUGGUACAGAUGGACCUGAAGACAGUUCAGCAAUGAUGGCAGCCUCUGUGGUGACGUUGGUGCUGUCCCUGGCAGCGACGCUGUUUGCUCGGGUGCUAUAAAGUGCGGCUGGAGUAGUCAGGAUCAUCAUGAUGCCAUCAGCACCGUGUUGCACCGGCCACACAUACAAUGAGAAUGAUCUGGACUACCUGAACACCAUCAUCAAGUGUGAAAGUCUGGGUGUGCUUGUAACGUGAAAAGAUGAAAGGGAAAGGGGAUGACAUAAAAGUACAACAGUGUCGUUAAGAACUUUGUGAUGUGCUGACAAGAGGAGAAACAACAAUACCUUAUGAUGCUAAAAAAAUGUAAAAAUGAAUGGAGAAACAACAUCAUUGUCAGAUGUUCUGGAUGUAAGGAUACGAGGAGAAACAUUAUCCUUAGAAGCAUUCAAUGUAGUGAUUGGGAGGAGAACAAAUGUAGUGAUUAGUGGAGAAUCCGUGAUGUCCAAAGUUUUUUUGUGGGCUUGAAGAGCAUGACUUCGUGACUGCAAGCGAUUUUUCCAUCAUUUUUGUUUAUCUCGUUGUCUGGUCCUAUAAAGUUGCCUUUAGAUGUCCAGGUGUUAUUGCAGGUCCUCUGCAUGCAUAUAUAUAUGUCUUAACAAGUGACAUAACAGUGUUCUUCUCACUUGUGGUAUGAAAGUGGGUUAUGAUCUUGGUGUGCAACAGCUCUCUCUCCAGUACAGUUAUGCUAUUUGGUAUGAUUUGAAUCAUAACUUGAGUCUCUAAUAAGCCUUGUUCUAUUCUCUCUGGGCCAAAUUCUUCUGAGACUUUGCUAAUUUGUGAAAUCGCUGCACAGUUUUUGCAUCACCAUAGGGUUAUAUGAAAUGGUUAUUGUGUUGUAUUUUAUAUACAAGAUAUUUGUUUUUGAUGUUCUUCAUUUGUACACGAGAUGUGUUUUUCUACAGUGUAUUCUCUUUGUUUGGACUUCACUUUUGUUAACGGUGUAGAUAUUAAAGUUUAUUUUUGUGUCUUUUAUAGGACAUCUUGCGAGGAAGAGCCUCUCUUUUAGAGAGCCCUUUCUUAGAUGGAGACCAAUUAUUUUUUUGUACACUGUGCAGGCGGAAGUUGGGUUUUUUUUUGGGGGGGGGAUAUCUAUUAAUGGAAUCAAAGGGUUUAUGUUUUAGAAAGCUGCUUCUGAGUUGUUUUUGUUUUUUUGGUUCAUUUUAACUUGGCAUAGCGGUUGUUUUGAAGUAUUCAAGGUUGAGGCUGGGAGUUUCUGGACAAUUCACCCAAAACAAGGGGAGACUCUGACCUCCGUCAGCUGUCUGGAAGAAGAGGGCCAGAGACCACAAGGGAACGUGUUCUCCUGUUUUCACCUGAAAUGAUAUUGAAAUUGUGAUGUAUCCAAGCUGCUUGCCUGCCCACAAGUGUGUUUUUGAUAUAUAUGGGCAUGCUCCAUGAACCUUGCUGUGCUCUGGUGCAUUGUUUGAGUAACUUCUGGGAAAAUGUGUUGCCCAGAUGUACAUUGGUUCUGAUAUGCUGUCACCACCAGCUACUGAAAACAUAAAUUAAACAAAUUUUUCUUCUUCUUUUGUUGUUGAGAAACUCAUGUGAACACUGUCCUCUUUUCAACUUGGGUCAGACAAACAGUGAACUCACACUGGCUAUCUUUUACUUUUCCAUCUUUAUAUAUCUUAUGUUUGUCCAAGUAAUCGCUUUGUGAGCCAAGCUAAGCAGGCUGGAACUUUUCUCUGAGAUCCUGAAGCCCCUCUUAACAUCUCAUGAAGGCCGUCCUUGUCAGUGAUAGAAUUAUGAUUUUUUAUGCAGCCGUUUUGUUAAAGUAAAGAACAUAUUUUUGUUCCCUUUCUGAACCCUAUGCAAACUACCGUGAAAAUGCGAUUUGGCUCAGGCAGGCAAAAAUUAAAACAAUUUUUAGAUUAUUGCAGUGUGUUACUCUCAGAUUUUGCUGUUUUGGAAAAAUAAGUGCUCUGAAUAAAAAAAACCGAAGUGUUCAAACAAAAACUUUCUUUUAUUGUUUAGAGUAUGUGGGUGACUUGGAUAAAGGGUUGUGGCGCAUCUCUUCCUGUAACAUAUCUGAGUGAACUGUGACGCGGGGAACUUACUUUCUUAUGUAUAUCUAUUUUGUCUACAUGAAUGGGAGUAAAACAGGCGAAAAGUAGUUUCAAAAUUGUUUGGACUUCAUAUUUCGUCUUAUUGACUUAUGCUGUUCAUGAAAUUUUGCAUUGUUUUAUUGUUCUUGUUAAAGAAUCCUAAAGAUAUUGAGACAUUGAUGUGGUUCGUUUGCCUGUGUGUUCAUGUUUAUGUCAAAUGUACAAUUGGUAGAUCGUUUGUGUUUGUAUAAGAAGAAUGAGUGUGUGAGAGUGUCAGGAUUUUGUCUGACUAUGUAAAUGAUGUUUAAAUGCAUUUACUUAAGUUUGAAUGCAUCUUUUAAAAAGUACAUUUCUGCAGUUAUUUCGUAUAAAUAUUUUUUUCAGAAGGACUAUAUGCAAAUAGUAGAUUUUAUAAGUAUUUGAUGUUUUGAUUUACACAGUUUAAAUAGAGAUAUGUUCUUUAUCUUUGUGUUGUAACGAAUGCAAUUUCACAAAACUUAUUUGGCUGUAGGACUUGACCAUGUCUGUAAAAGUAUGCACGUGACCAAUUAUUGUUACUCACUUUGCUUAGCGAACAAAAGAAAACUCUAUGAAGUAGUGCCACUUGUUGAUUGGACUGCUAUGCGCAAACAUGCUAGUAUGUCAUGGUGACAUCAAAGGGGAAAUCGUUUUACCAUAGGAUUAAUUAAGCCAGAAGCUCUUUAUAUUUGUACAUUCCAUUGUUUACCAUACUCAUCUUGGUUCUUGGUUAUUCUAAAUCUAUUGGUCCUUACAAAAUAUGACUGAAAGCUCAAAAUUGCUACUGGCAUGAUUGCUAGAUUGAUGUGUUUACUUUUGUCUAUCAGAAGAAAUCAUGAUUGUGUUCGACUCCGUCAAUUAGUUUAUCCUUAUCAAUUUUGAUCCCUCAUCCUUUUUUUUUCUCUAUAAAGUUCACUUUUAUAUGAUAGGCUUCUAAUUUAUGCUUGAUUUUUAUGUAGAUAGUUGCCUCUCUUUUAAUUGUAAAUCCAAACCUAUUGAUGUUUUAAUGAGAAAAAUGUCCAGGAGUGUCAUAUCUCAUGUAUACCUUCUUUUACAACAUGAAGAAAAAGGAACAAAGAUAUCCAUAUGCAAUAGUGCUCUGUGUUGCUUAUUUCUUUUGUAACUAACAAUAAUUGGAUAUUUCUGUACUCCACGGGGAAGCUAAAGGCCCCAAACUCUCCAUUGUCGUUUUGUCUUCUCCAUGUGUCUCUGAUAGAGAACAGCUGGAGGCCUUUCCUUUUGUCUGUGUAGACUUUUUCAAAACAAAUAAAUGGAAAAGAAAGAUGUAGGCAAGAUGAUUUUCUUUUCUUUUUACCUGUGAGAGAAUGUUUAUUAAAAAAACCCAACAAACAAAUAAAAAAAAUAACAGCACUGGCACUGUUAUUAUAUAAAUAAGUGACAGAGGUGUAUUUAUGUCUGAUUAUUUAAGAAUUUUUAGAGUUGAAAGUUGCUGUAUCAGGUCCCUUAAAUGUAGAGACAAUUCAGAAAAGUGUCAGUAGAAUUCCAACUGUAAAGUCUUUGUGUCAUAAGUUGUCAGGUCCUGUACAAAGUUACGAGUUUGAUUGUAAUAAACUGUCAGCACUAAGCCUCUUGCAUUCUGAACACUGACUGCAGUCUCAGAUGUGUGACCCGGCGCCUGAUGGCUUUGUUAUUUAAUCAGCUACAAUUAAGUAUUUCAGAACUAUUUACUGUCCUGUUACCAAUUACAACUCAUUUCCAAAGCUUUUAUUAGGAGUAGAUUGUUCCUCGUCUUGAGUAUUGCAAAUAGCAAUGGUUGAGCAGUUCCUUGUUCAUUUUUGUUUGUUGCACAAUUCAUUUGGCUAGUUUCUCUUGCUUCGUAUUUCAAUAAAAUAUUUUUCAUACUUUCA